AUGCAAUCGGAGUUUAGACUCGUGCAAGACAGCGCUACCCUGCCUGACGAUCCGCGUGAGUUGGGCGACUACUUUUGGAAAUGCUACGAGGCAUCCGGGGAUGCAGGCUACCUUAACCGCGCCAUCCAAGCGACGCAGGAUGCAGUCAUCCGUGACAACUCUCAAGAACCUUCAUUAAUGCUUCAGCUCGGCCAUCGUCUGCGUGCGCGCUAUAGACUCCAAAAGGACGCGCAGGAUCUUGACAGAGCGAUCUCGAUGUUACAGUCUGCAGUUACACUGACAUCUGACGAUAGUCCGGAUCUGCCAACACGCUCCGAUACUCUGGGUGCCGCCCUACUCGAGCGUUAUGGACUCGAAAGCGCGCUGGGCGACGUGGACGACGCUGUUGUCGCCUGUGGGCGUGCAGUGGAACUUUGUCCUGAGGACGACCCAAAUGAAGCAAGUUAUCUUGGGAACUACGGAUAUGCCCUCGAGAAGCGCUUCGGAUGGACAAACGAGUUGGAAGACAUUGAAGUUUGCAUCUCCGCGUAUGCCCGUGCAGUGGAUCUCACGCCUCACGACCACCCGGACCUCUUACCACGACUGUCCGACCUUGGCAAUGCGACACUCACCCGCUUCGAGCGCCUUGGGGACAUUGAAGAUGUCGAGGCUGCCAUAUCUGCUCACGGACGCGUAGUCGGGAUGACAAGUGACGAUCAGCCAAUCAAGCCCGCGCGACUAAACAACCUUGGGACCUCGCUACUCGCUCGGUUUCGGACGACAUCAGAAACAAAGGACAUCGAUGAGGCCAUCUCGGCACACCGUCACGCAGUAGACCUCACGCCAGAUACUAAUCCGAGCAAACACCUCCGAUUGGUCAAUCUUGGGAACGCGAUGCUCGUUCGCUUCAUGUCCUUCGGCAACCUUGAGGACAUCCGGACGGCCAUGACGGUUCAAAGGCAAGCACUUGAUCUUGCGCCGAACGACCGCAUAAGGAAGCCCUUCCUCAUGGAUAGCCUUGCGAGUUCUCUGUCGCUUCAUUUCGAGCACACAGGCGAUCUUACCAGUCUUGAAUCAUCCAUCGCUACCCAUCGUAGCGCGAUUGAGCUCGCACCCGACGGCCAUCCUCAGAAGGCGACGUGGUUUGGAAAUCUGGGGAACUCGCUCCUCCUUAGUUUCGAGCAAACGGAGAAGCUCACCGAGCUAGAGGCGGCCAUCUCAGCCCAUCGCCGCGCACUCGGCCUCACGCCCGACGACCAUCCUAAGAAGGCGCACUGGUCCGGGAACCUGGCAAACUCGCUGAAGGUCCGCUUCGAGCACCAAGGCGACGUCGCGGACAUCAACGAAGCCAUCUCGAUUCUUCGCGCUGCCCUUGAGCUUUCAUCCGACAAUCACGUGGCGAACAGGACACGCUUACUCCUGAACUUGGGGAACGCUUUGCUCGCGCGAUCUGAGCGUAGCGGAGAUAUCGAAGACGUUGAGGAUGCGUUGUCCGCGCUUCGCCGUGCGCUUGAGCAAGCACCGGAGAGCUAUGCUGAUCGAUCGUUGUUGCUUCGGAGUCUUGGAAACGCCUUGCAGGCUCGUUUUGAACGAGUCCGAGAGCUCGAGGACAUCGAUGCAGCUGUAGAAGCGCACGCCGAAGCCGUCACACUCACAUCCGACGGCCACUAUAGUAAAGCGUAUCAACUCAACAACCUCGGCAACUCUUUGCUUUCUCGCCAUCGUCAGUCAGGGCAAUCGAAGGAUGUAGAGGAUGCUAUCUCAGCACAUCGUCGCGCCGUAGAGCUCACGCGUGAGGGUCACAAUAGCAAACCUGCGCUACUGAGGGCUCUCGGCGGUUCAUUGGUAGCGCGUUUCGAGCGCAGCGGUAAACUGGAAGACAUCGAGGCGGCCAUCAUCGCGCUCCGUCAUGCUGUCGAGAUCACCUCUGAUGAUCACCCCGACAAGCGCCUUCAACUCAACGACUACGGUAGUGCUCUAUUCUACCGAGCGGAACACUUCCAUGAGCUCGAAGACAUUGAAACUGCAGCAUCCGCGCUUCGUCAAGCCAUCGGGCUGACGCCCGAUCAUCAUCCCUUGAAACCAAGCCAAUACGGCAACCUUGGUGCACUGUUGCACAGCCGAUACAAACAGGUUGGCGAUCUCGCAGACUUGGACGCUUCCAUAUUAGCACACCGCCGUGCAGUAGAACUUGUGCCCAGAGAUGAUCCUAACCUUGCCUCGUGUUUGAGCGGUCUUGGUCAAGCGCUACUUGAGCGUUUCGAGUCGGCAAAGGAUGACGUUGAUCUCGAGGACGCCAUUGCGGCACAUCGACAGGCGGUCGAUCUUACCCCCGAAGGCCACCCAUGGAAGCCAGCGCGGCUCAAUAACUUGGGCGCAUCCUUGCAUGUCCGCUACGCUGCCUUUGGGAAGCUAGAAGACCUCGAGGAUGCCGUCGACACACAGCGGCGUGCGAUACAGCUCUCAUCCGACGUCGAUCCGAGCAAGCCGGGGCACUAUGCAAACCUCGGCGAGAUGCAAUAUAAGCUGUUCUUGCAUAGGCAGACACAGGCGGACUUUGAUGCCACCGUCUGUUCCUUCUCAUCGGCCGUGGCCCAGGUUCUUGGCCCUCCAUCCGUCCGACUGUACUGCGCCGCAAAGAGCAUCACGUUGCUUUCCGAAACACCAGAGUUCAGCUCGACACAUGACAUAUUGGCGGCACAUUCGCGCCUUAUCAACAUCAUACCCGAGGUUGUUUGGCUUGGCGAUGGUUUAGACCGACGUCUAGAGACGACUGCUUUGCUGGGAGACUCAGUGAGCGAUUCCGUGAGCGUUGCCAUUGCUUCGCAGAAGCUGGAGCAAGCUGUGGAGUGGCUGGAGACAGGCAGGGCGUUGAUCUGGGCUCAGAUAUUGUCCCUUCGCACUCCCCUUGACGAGCUCGAAGAAACCCGUCCUGGGCUCGCUCAAUCGUUGCGCAUCGCCCAGAAGCAGCUGUUAGAUCCAGAUCACGCAUCUUUUGCCCCCGACAAAGGGGUUUCCGCGGGUGCACUCGCAGAGCAUCGUCGCCGUCUACUUAUUGAAUACGAAAAUAUGCUUUCCGAAGUUCGGCACUGUGUAGGAUUCGAGAACUUCUUACGUCCAAGGACUCAGAAUCCGGUAUCUUCCUUACCACAGUCCUUCGACGGGAGGGUCGUAUUCAUCAACGUGGAUGACAGCCGCUGCGAUGCCCUAGUGCUUGGCCGAGCAGAAGCUAUCAAAACCAUCGCCCUUCCUAACCUUUCCAAGGAGCGCGCAAGAAAGCUGCGUUCCUGGUGGAUCGAGGCAUUGCGCGAGAACAACGCGCAUGUACGCGCCAUCGGACAAAAGUCACAUGGCCGCGACAAGUCUACGCACCUUGCCCGCAUCCUCGGGUUUUUGUGGGAAUGGAUCGUGCAUCCUGUCUUGCAGAGUAUCGGACUCACUCAAGGACCAAUCGGAGCGCCCUUGCCGCGGAUCACUUGGUGCCCGACGGGGCCCCUCACGCAGCUUCCUCUCCAUGCCGCCGGUGACUAUAAUGAAUCGGACGGUCCUCGCGUCUUCGAUUAUGUCGUAUCGUCAUAUACAUCCUCUCUCGGCGCACUCUUGCGCUGCAGUGAAGGCCUUGCGAUGCAACAGACCGAUCCCACUGUGCUCAUCGUAACGCAGCCGGCGACACCGGGACAGUCUCCUCUGCCGGGAACUGUAGAGGAGGGAAGACACCUUCUACGGCUUCUGAACGAGUCUCAUCUCGAUGGGAAGGCUUUGCAAGAUACAGAAGCCACCAUGAGUGCCGUCAGUGAAGUCAUAUCCCGUUACACAUGGGUACAUCUCGCGUGCCACGGCUCGCAGCACCCAAGCAAUGCGACGCAAAGCUCCUUCCACCUCUACGAUGGACCACUUUCGCUGUCGGAUCUCAUACGGGUGACGGCGGACAAAGCCGAGUUAGCUUUCCUAUCGGCAUGCCAGACCGCUACAGGGGACGAAAACAACCCAGAGGAGUCCGUUCAUCUUGCGGCGGGCAUGAUCGCAGCGGGCUUCAAGGGCGUCGUUGCGACGAUGUGGUCCAUCGGUGACGCAGAGGCGCCCGUGGUAGUGGAGGCAUACUAUAAGAAGCUUCUCGAUUUGCGGGGUACAGGGACACUUGGGCGGGCUCAGACGGGCGCGGCGUAUGCGCUUCACGAGGCGAUGAGGGUCUUGAGAGAGGAAGUUGGGGAGAAUAAUUUCAUAAAAUGGGCGCCAUUCGUGCAUUUUGGGGUAUGA
This is a messenger RNA of Peniophora sp. CBMAI 1063, 4236 nucleotides long. Lineage: Eukaryota; Fungi; Basidiomycota; Agaricomycetes; Russulales; Peniophoraceae. The record is from the annotation of a GenBank genome assembly.